This is a messenger RNA of Exophiala bonariae, 3912 nucleotides long. RefSeq lists its product as uncharacterized. Bases 1 to 3912 code for a protein of 1303 amino acids. The record is from RefSeq and is a predicted model, not a curated record. The transcript is spliced from 4 exons. Lineage: Eukaryota; Fungi; Ascomycota; Eurotiomycetes; Chaetothyriales; Herpotrichiellaceae.
AUGGACCAGAAGCCUACCACGUUUCGGGUGCGGCGCAUACCUGCCGAGCAAGAUAUCUCCACGUUACCGCGUUUCCUGAAUACGUGCAUAGAAGGACUUGGGGGCCAUUGCAAUAUCAGGAUCCGAUCACUAGCACCAUCACCUAUCGAUCGCAGUACCAAUCCUACUCUCGUUGCAACAAUAGACUUUGCGGAAGUGCCUGAACGCUUGCAAGAUGGGGAACAAGAGUGGACCAUAUACCUGAAGGGAUCGCGCAAGUUUCUCCUCUUUGACAAAAGCUUUCGUGGAUUCACACCGCUGAACUAUGUCCAAGACACCCAACAUGACUUUGACUGCAUCGCAGUGUCGGGCCUGGGUAGCCAUCCCUUCGGCUCCUGGCGUCAGAGGUCCCGUGCCGAAGGGGAACAAUUUAUGUGGCUCCGAGAUCAGCUACCGGACGAUUUCCCUAGGUUCCGUGUUAUGAUCUAUGGCUACGAUACCAGCUUGGCGCACAGUGACUCCCAUCAGAGCUUAGACGACUUAGCACGAACCUUCGUGCAGCACUUGAAAUCAAUAGGAAGAGCCGAAUAUUCGGCAAAACCAUGUGUCAUAUUCGCCCAUAGUCUUGGGGGAAUCUUAGUUAAGAGAGCGCUUUACUACAUGGCAAGAAGUGGAGACGAGGAGGAUUUUGUCCUACAGAAAAUCAAACUGGCAAUCUUUUUCGGCGUGCCAAACCGUGGUAUGCAGGUCAAACAACUGCUAUCCAUGGUCAAAGGGUACCCAAACGAAGCUCUAGUCAACACACUAUCUAUCGACUCUUCGUACCUUAAUAUUCUCGAUGAAGGAUUCGCUGGCAUAUCAGCUUUUCGUACAAUGAGAAUUGUGUCGGCGUACGAGACCAGGCACUCGCCAACCACAAUAAAAAACGAGCAAGGCAAAUGGGAGCGAAAGGGAGAACGCGAGAUUCUAGUCAGUCGCGAAUCUGCCAUACAGAAUGGAUCUCGAAACCCCCGCGACGUUUUCCAUGUCGACGAUGACCAUUCCAAUAUGGUCAAGCUUGCACCAGAUGAUGCUACGUACUAUAUCAUCCAGCACCAUAUCCACGAUGCUCUCCUCAAGACGAAUCCCAGGUCGCAACACCCUGCCGAUAUACGCAGAAUGAGCCCUUCGCGACGGGCGCGCACCGGAGCACGUCUGAUGAAACAGAAACACCAUGAUAAUGCCCUCUGCAAAACGGAAUCUUGUGACAUCUGCAUGGACGAAGAGGCCAACGAAACCGCUCCGGGCUCUGCCUCUGAAACAAGGCAGUACGUGACGGACGAUGGGAGUUUUCUACAACUCGCGUGGAGCUCAAAGCGGAAGAGAAGGCGUAACCCCCACGAAGAGCUAAAGUGCUUGAAAGCCAGCCUGCAAUUUUCAGAACAAGGUCUAAGAUUUGACGCCAUUACCGAUGCUUCCGCCUCAAGUUUCGGCUGGCUGUGGAAGAAAGAUCUCAAACUCACGGACUGGCUUCUUCGGGGUGAAGGGGUCUACUGGAUCCGCGGGAAACCAGGCAGUGGCAAGAGCACCUUGAUGAAGUACCUAUACAAGAACGACAACUUCCGACAAGAGCUGCGAAGCACUGCGCAGGUCGACCUCUGGUUCUUCUUUAAUGAGAGGGGUGGGUUUUUGCAAAAGACAUUUGAAGGUCUACUCCGCACCAUACUCUAUCAGCUCGUGACGCGAGUUUCACAGCUUGCCAAACUUGUCCUCGAUAUAUACAUGAACACUGAUGACGCUGCAAGGGAUCAGUGGAACAUGACACAGCUUCGAGCAGCAUUCUCAGCUGUACUUGAACAACAGGAGCACAAGGUGGAGCUGCUGGUCUUUCUAGAUGCUUUGGACGAAUACCAUGGGUUUCCAGAAGCUAUUGCGACGUGGAUCAAGGAUUUAGCGGGCCCUGCUGACAAAAAGGGAGGUCUGACAAGUGUCAAAGUUUGCUUCUCAAGCCGUCCGUGGCACGCUUUUGUAGUAGAUUUCGCAAAUGCACCAGGGUUUACCUUACACGAACAUACGGUGCAAGAUAUCAGACAAUAUGCACAGGCCAAGAUUCGACCGCUGUGCAAGCAACCAGUCAAAAAUGCUGCUUUUAAUCUGUACUGGCACAGUAUACCGGCAGGCAGAGUGAUAGAGGCUAUUGCUGGAAGGGCAGAAGGUGUCUUCCUCUGGGUGCGGCUGGCCACUGAUAUGCUUGCACAGCAGAGCCAUUGUGACUCGGACGCCGAUUUCGAUAUGCUGCUCAAUGAGGUACCGAAGGAUCUGGAAGGAUUCUAUGCCCGAACACUCCACCGCAUCCCGCCAAAUAACAGAUUUGAAGCAUUUGUUCUCCUGGAGAUUGUUCAUCGAAGCCCACAAUUGCUCGAUGUCAAACAGUUGUGUUUGGCUGCAGAAUGCGCCAAUAGCAAUAAUUUCCACAUCUGCAAACAACUCAUCAAUUCCAAGCAAGAGAGUCUGGGAUCAUCGGCAGACGCCCAGCAGCACUUGCUCAAUUUCUGUGCAGGGCUGCUCGAGUGCGUAGAGGUGGAAAAAUCAAAGACUGCAUAUGUGCAGUACAUCCACCGAACAGCAAAGGACUUCGUCGCAAGUCCAGGCUUUGCCGAACUGCUGUUGGGUGAGCGCUGUGACAUGCAAACCGACAAUGGGUUUACCUAUCUAUUCAGAUACACCAUUGCCAAACAGUUGUGGGACCACAAUCCUGAUGAAAGACUUUUGAUGCUCGCCAGGGCUGAUGAGAUGACGACCGGCCGGCCGGAGAUUUCCUUCAUCAAUAGUAUACCCAAAGACUACUUCAUCAGUAGCGUACCCAAAAUCCACUUCGAGACAAUCGAAACACCAUGUUCUUACCCGACGCCGCUUGCAUUUGCAGUUUUAGCUGAUUUGAAGCUUUACGUACGGUCAACGCUUGCCAACCUAUCACCUGAUGACAUACUGAUCAACGCCCGUACGCAUUUGCUGAUCGCGGUUGCACGGAAAGCUCUUCAAUGCACAACUUUUGUCAACGACAACCUUUCAGCUCAGCAGAUUGAGUCAUACACUCGCAGACCCUUCAUCCUACAAGGCAUGUGGAAAUUGCUACUCGCGGCCAAACUCGACCCACAUGGGGUAGGCGACGAUGGAUUGUCUGCAUGGGACGUCCUUAUUGCCGCCGAACCAAACAGGUCCUUCCAAGACGAUGCGGUGGGCACGACCAAUGAUCACCUGGUAGAGAUGCUCGAAAGUGCACUGAAAUCCUCUGCGAUUCCAGAUGAGCGGGUAGGGUGUUUGAACAUCAACAACCCAGGGCUCAAAAACCUGGGUAGUAGUAGGUGGUAUUGGUAUCUGAACACGGCCUCCAGAGAGUCCCUGCCAGGUCGAUUUCUCUACAAUGAGGUUCGUCCAGAGUCCCGAUUAUGCCGAACACUGCCAGCUCUUCACCUAUGCAACGUGAAAAUGUCGGCAGUCUUGCUAAAGUACGGUGCCGAUCCCAACUUACUUGACGCUUAUGGUCACACAGCGCUUGAUGUGACGAUAUUGGCCGCCGAGAGGAUAAGUGCACGCGAAAUUUACGGUAAGGUGUUGUUGCUCAUGCACCAUGAGGGUUGUGUCACAAUGACUGGUGCCAAACAUUGGUAUCAAACAUUGCAGUUCGUUUCAGUCCCUGGGGUUGGUGUUGAGCUUUCAAGUGCAGUGUUGGAAGUGCCCCUGCAGCCAGCAAUAAAGAAUGCAGAGCAUCUAGCUACACUCAAUAAACAUUGGAAGCAAGAAGGCAUCAAGGAAGCUUUGUUCACAUCUCAACCUACGGCAGAGUCCCUCUUUGAUGCUCAAGCGUAUUCAAAGGUCCCCAAGAGAAAACGCAAGGCACAGAGCCGUUGGCGCUCCGGAUUCCUAUCACUCUUCAAGAGUAAAGGUCCAUAA